Molecule: messenger RNA, 2106 nt
Organism: Pseudophryne corroboree (corroboree frog)
Lineage: Eukaryota; Metazoa; Chordata; Amphibia; Anura; Myobatrachidae
Product: cell surface glycoprotein 1-like
Exons: 15
Coding region: 126-1697 (523 amino acids)
Source: RefSeq, a predicted model, not a curated record
ACCCAGUUAUCUAUAUGAUCAGCUGCACUGUGCAAACACUUCCCCCUGUCAGACCUUACAGAGAGUCCUGAGACUCAUCCAUUCCCAGGAGAGCUCUACACCAGCAGCUCAGAUCCACUGGAAACAUGUCGGAUGUGAAGGCGGAGAGCGGUGAUCAGCCGGCAAUUGCCAUCUGUCCAAGGCCAGAGGAGAGUACCGCUGUUCCACUUGAUAUUCCAGUGCCAGAGAACGACAGCCAGUCCACACCUGUUGCCAUCUGUCCGAGGCCCGAGGACAGCACUGUUGUUCCAACUGAUAUUCCAGUGCCAGAGAACGAUGCCCUGUCCACACCUGUUUGUGUGUUGACAGUUGCCAUCUGUCCGAGGCCCGAGGACAGUACCGUUUUUUUACCUGAUACUCCAGUGCCGGAGAACGACAUCCAGUCCACACCUGUUGCCAUCUGUCCGAGGCCAGAGGACUGUACCGUUGUUCCACCUGAUAUUCCAGUGCCGGAGAACGAUGCCCAGUCCACACCUGUUGCCAUCUGUCCGAGGCCCGAGGACGGUACUGUUGUUCCAACUGAUAUUCCAGUGCCAGAGAACGAUGCCCUGUCCACACCUGUUUGUGUGUUGACAGUUGCCAUCUGUCCGAGGCCCGAGGACAGUACCGUUGUUUUACCUGAUACUCCAGUGCCGGAGAACGACAGCCAGUCCACACCUGUUGCCAUCUGUCCGAGGCCAGAGGACUGUACCAUUGUUCCACCUGAUGUUCCAGUGCCGGAGAACGAUGCCCAGUCCACACCUGUUGCCAUCUGUCCGAGGCCCGAGGACGGCACCGUUGUUCAUCCUUAUAUUCCAGUGCCGGAGAACGAUGCCCAGUCCACACCUGUUGCCAUCUGUCCGAGGCCCGAGGACGGUGCCAUUGUUUCACCUGAUAUUCCAGUGCCAGAGAACGAUGCCCAGUCCACACCUGAUCUUAAGCCAGAUACCUCUAAAGAGCCAGAUGAGGGCGCCCCUGAGGUGGCAGCAGGUGGCAAUGAGGUGACGACAAAAGCCAGUGAUUCAACAACAGAUUCCAGUAAGGCAACAACAGAAGCAAGUGAAGCAAAGACAGGAGCCAGUGAGGAGGCAACAGAUGCUGGUGAGGCAACAACGGGAGCCAGUAAAGAGGCACCGGUAGAUGCCAGUAAGGCAGAAACAGGUGUCAGUGAGACAACAGGAACCAGUGAGGUGCCGAAAGAUGCCAGUGAACCGACAACAGGAACCAGUGAGGCAACACCAGAUGCCAGUGAGGCAACGGCAGGAGCCAGUGAGGCGGCAAUAGAUGUCGGUGAGCCAACAACAAAAGCUAGUGAGGUGACACUAGAUGCCAGUGAACCGGCUACAGUAGUCAUUGAGGAGGUGACACCAGAUGCCAAUGAGGCGACGACAGUAGCCAUUGAGGAGGUGACACCAGAUGCCAGUGAGGCACUAACAGUAAACAUUGAGGUGGUGACAGAUGUUAGUGAGCCAACAGAUGCCUGUCAGGUGACAGCAGAUGCCGGUGAUGUGGCGACAGCCGGAGAGGAUCCCGUUGUUGACUCCUCAGCGUCACCUAGCGACCAGCCCAAGGAAAGUGAGGCCCCUGCUGUUUGGAGCCAAUUCAUCCCCACUGAUGCACUUGGCCUCCCAGAUUUAACUCUUGCAGACGCCUCCCUUGCCGAGUCUGCCAGUGCCUAAUGUGUUUGGUCUGUGAGAGCGGACCGACUUCCCACGAAUGCUGGCAUCUCCCUGUGGAUCUUGCUGCAUCCGUGGCCGAUUCUGUACCAUGUCAGUCAAAUUGUAAAUGUCCCUGGUUACAGGAUAUGCCGGAUGAGGACUAACGGCUUGACCACCAUUCGGCCUGUCUCCUCCUGGACGGUGCAAUGAGCCUCAGCAACACUUAAUACUUGGGAAACGGUCUCUCUCUGUGGGUGGAGGAAGUAACGCUGCUCUUUCUGUCUCACAACCGCUCUUCAUUAUUGGCUUGUGUCUCAAAGUCUUCUCCUCACCACCCUCUGUGCCAGCUCUGGUCUAAUCAAAUCUCUGACCGUGCUCUGUUCUGUUCCAGUCCAAUAAAGUUAAUAAUGUGAAUUUAAGAAAAAAAUAA